GGCUGCUGCCAAACCACCAUCUUCCUCUGCCUGGGGAAGUGCGCCUCCGCCGCAGCUGCUGCUCACUUUGCCAGACCCAGGCGAGCCCGGAAUAGUGAAGUGAUCUGGAUUGAACUUCAUGAAGUAUGGUUCUAAGGGAUAGCUGGCUUUGCGCUCACUGGGCAUGGCAAAGCACAAGAAGGUGCUUGGUUGUGCUUGCUCUCUUAUUAUUACACACGUCUGAUUUGGAAGGCAGAAAAUCACACCCGUUUGUCUGGAAAACAGGACAUUGGGGACGAUGUAUAGGUGACUGUGGUUCAGGUGGUGUUCAGAGCCGAGUAGUUUGGUGUGUUCAUUCAGAAGGCUGGACAACUCACCAUUCCAAUUGUGAACAAAGUGACAGACCUGAAAGCCAGAGGAGCUGCUUCAAAAUAUGUGACUGGCAUCUUGAACUCUUUGAGUGGGAAGUUUCAGAAUGGCACCUAUGUGUCCUAGUCCCUUUUGCCCAUGGUGAAGGCAAGCCAAGAACCUUACCGUGUGUAACUGCACAGCAUGGAUUACAGCACAGAAGCGUACAGUGUAUACAAAAGUUGAAUAGAACAGUAGUGGCAAGUGAGAUAUGUGAAUAUUUUACCCCCCAGCCACCUAUGGAACAAGCUUGUCUAAUACCUUGUCCACGGGAUUGUGUAGUAUCAGAAUUUUCCUCCUGGUCUCCAUGUAGCAGGCACUGUGGAAAGAGUUUACAACAUAGAACCUGUUCUGUUAUUGCGCCACCACUCUACGGAGGAGCCAAAUGUCCAAAUCUUACUGAAUCGAGGGUUUGUGAUAUUUCAAUAUCUUGUCCUCGUGGGGAAGACGAAUACACCUACAGUCUUAAAGUUGGACCUUGGAAUAAAUGUCGACUGCCUCACCUUAAAGAAAUGAAUAUGAUUGGAAGAACUAUGCUGGAUUUCAGUUCAGAUUCUAUAGAGCGAAGCACUUUCAAACUGCAAGUGGUUGAGAAUCUGCAAAAUUUUCACAGAUUUAGGCCCCACCACAGUUCCAAGCCUUGGGAUAUAGAAAUUGGUUAUCAAACAAGACAGGUGAGGUGUACAAGAAGUGAUGGGAAAAAUGCUAUGCUGAGCCUUUGUGUGCAAGAAACCACCCCUUUGACCUUUCAGUCCUGUGUUAUGCCUAAAGACUGUGAAACAUCAGAUUGGUCUUCAUGGAGCUCUUGCUCAAAGACUUGUCACUCAGGGGAUCUCUCGCCAGGAUUCCGAAGUAGAACUCGGAGUAUAAAGCACAUUGCUGUAGGAGCUGGCCAAGAAUGUCCGGAGACAGAAGAAAGGGAAGCCUGCAACAUUGGAGGAGGAGGACAUGCUCAACCAUGCCCAAGGUAUUCAUGGAAAACAUCUGAAUGGAAAAGAUGUGAUGUUACUCUUCUGCUAGAACAGCAGGACCCUCGACGCCAUAAACACUCAUCUUUUUGUGGAGGUGGGGUGCAGGUUCGGGAAGUAUACUGUGCCCAGAUCACAUUGGAGGAAACACACAAAUUAAAGGAAGUGACUAGACCUGUUGAAAAAAAGCUGUGUCUCGCUCCUGCUCCCCCAGCUUCCCAAUUGUGCAAUAUUCUAUGUCCUCCUGAAUGUCUGGUUUCUUCCUGGUCGACAUGGGGAGCUUGCAUUCAUGAAAACUGCCAAGAUAAUCAAGGGAAAAAAGGUUUCAAAAUGAGGCAAAGAAACAUCAUUGUGGAACCCAUGGGCACUUCUAACAAUUGUCCACACUUGAUGGAAUCUAUUCCUUGUGAAAAUCCCGUGUGUUACAAGUGGAUGAUUUCAGAAGGAGUAUGUUUACCUUAUAAUGGAAUAUGUGGGCAAGGAAAUUGUGUGCAACAUGCUGUAUGCAAGAACUACAGGGGUGAGGAUGCGUUGGAUGAUCUUUGUACAGACUCCCCUUCGCCUUCUAAAACCAUAACUUGUGACGUACCAUGUGGAAUGGACUGUGUUGUGACUGAAUGGUCACACUGGUCGUCUUGUUCUCACUCAUGCUCCAGUAAAAAUGCUGAAGGCAGGCAAAGCAGAACUAGAUCAAUACUGGCAUUACCAGGAGAAGGUGGAAAAUCAUGUCCUCCUAGCCAUGCACUAGAAGAAUAUCGCUUAUGUAAUGAGCACUCUUGCAACCAGGUCUACUGGGAAACAUCGACAUGGAGCCCCUGUUCAGAAAACAUCUUGAUAACAGCUUUGAAUGCUACCAUUAACUGGAACGGUGAGGCUACCUGUGGAGUGGGCAUGCAGACUAGGAAGGUCUUCUGUAUAAAGAAUAAUUCCGGCCAGGUCCCAGCCAAAAGGUGCCCAGACUCCAUCAAACCAGAAACAGUCCGCCCAUGUUUGCUCCCGUGCAAAAAUGAUUGUGUGGUGACCCCUUUCAGUGAAUGGACACGCUGCCCUACUUCCUGCAAACAUGGUAACGCUCCAGCAACGAAACAGUCCCGCUACAGGAUUAUCAUUCAAGAUGCUAUUAAUGGAGGGCAGGAAUGUCCAGAUACCUUGUUUGAAGAAAGAGAAUGUGAAGACAUCCCUCUUUGUGCUGUGUACAGCUGGAAGACCCACAAGUGGAGGCAGUGUGUAUUGGUGCCAGAUUCUGUACGACAAGGUGUGUUAGGAGUCAAUGAAGCAUGUGGCCAUGGUUUGCAAUCAAGAGUUGUUGUGUGUGUCUUGGAAGGCAACCACUCAGUAGAUGUCAGUGAAUGCUUAAAAUGGGCAGAACCUAUGCCUUCCCUUGUUCAAGAAUGCCUGAUUCCUUGCAAAGAUGACUGCACAUUCACCCCUUGGUCUAAAUUUUCACCAUGUGCUUCAGACUGUGAAUCAACACGAACUAGAAGACGAACUCUCACAGGGAGAAGCAGAAAGCGAGACAAGUGCCAGAAUACAGAAGUAUAUCCUCAAGUUGAAGUGGAACCAUGCCCUUGCACAAUAUUUACCACCCGGCCCCAUGGAAAUUGGUCAGAAUGCAUAAUUUCUGUAGGAAAAACAGAGCUGCAGCUAGAACUGAAAUUUCAUGGACAUGCCAAAGAAUGUGGCGAAGGUGUGCGCUUCCAAGCCCUUGCCUGCUUCGAUAAGACUGGCAGACUAGUGGAACCGUUUCACUGCAACCAUUCAGGUUAUGUUGAACAGCCUUGUACGGUACCUUGUCCAUUUGAUUGCAAAUUAAGUGACUGGACUAGUUGGGCCCCUUGCAGUUCGUCUUGUGGAACAGGAGUGAAAAUCCGGUCCAAGUGGCUUAAAGAGAAGCCUUACAAUGGAGGACGUCCAUGCCCAAAACUGGAUCCUAAGAAUCAGGUGUAUGAGGCAGUCCCAUGUUACAGUGAAUGCAAUCAGUAUUUCUGGAUAGUAGAACCAUGGUCUCCUUGUGAAAUCAACAGCGAGCAAAACUCCCUCCACUGUGGUGAAGGAAUACAAACUAGGAAAAUCAGAUGUGUAAAUACUACUGAAGAUGGGGAUGGUGAGACUGUAUCCAACAUGCUAUGUAAUCACUCUGAAAUCCCUCUUGAAACACAAAAAUGUACCCUCUACUGCCCCAGUGAGUGUGUAAUGUCUGAGUGGGGCCAAUGGAGCCAAUGCCCAGAGCCAUGUGACCCCAAUAUAAUGCAAACACGGACUCGGCAUGUAUUGAGGUCUCCUUUAAAUCCAAAGACCUGCCCUGAACGUUCACAAAUGCACCCUUGUGUCUUGAAUCAAAAUUGUUUUCAGUUUCACUACAAUUUAACAGACUGGAGCACGUGUCAACUAAAUGAAAAUGCACCCUGUGGACAAGGGAUUAGGAAUCGCCUUCUGAGCUGUGUACGCAGUGAUGGGAAAGUAGUGACUAUGAACUACUGUGAGCAGCUAAAUUUGGAAACACCUGCACAAAUGGUUGUUGACUGCCUUGUGGAAUGUGUAGUAAACUGCCGGCUCUCUGAGUGGUCUGCCUGGUCGGAAUGUUCACAUUCGUGUGGCCUUGCAGGUCAGAUGCAACGUACCAGAUCUGUAAUUCUACAAGCCCAAGGAGAAGGAAGGCCCUGCCCAGCUGAGCUCACCCAGUACAGAAGCUGUGUGGCAAAACCGUGCUACAGCUGGGUUAUUGGCGAGUGGUCCCCAUGCAAAGUCAAGGGUGGACAGUGUGGGGACGGAAUGCAAGUACGGGACCUCACAUGUAUGGUACAUGAUGGCUCUUUAUCAGCAACAUCUAAACAAGCAGAAAGUGCAUUGUGUGGAGAGCUUCCAUCAAAAGACGGUGAACUGCAGCUUCCAUGUUCUGUGCCUUGCCCAGGUGAUUGUCAUUGGACAGAAUGGUCCGAAUGGAGCUCUUGUGAAUUAACGUGCAUAGAUGGCAGGAGCUUUGAGACUAUGGGUCGUCAGUCUCGGUCAAGAACGUUUAUAAUCCAGUCAUUUGAAAACCAAGACAGCUGCCCUGAGCAAGAGUUGGAGACCCGGCCUUGUUCUGGAGGGAAAUGCUAUAAUUAUGUAUGGAAAACGAGUCUUUGGCACGAUAAUGAACGCACAGUGUGGUGCCAGCGUUCUGAUGGGGUGAAUGUCACAGGGGGUUGUGCUAUUCAGAUGCAGCCAGCUACAACCAGGCAUUGCAACCCAGCCUGCCGGAAGCCGUUCUCUUACUGCACACAGAGUGGAGUCUGCGGUUGUGAAAGAGGCUAUACAGAAAUAAUGAGAUCAAAUGGCUUCCUGGAUUACUGCAUGAAGAUACCUGGUUUAGAAGAUAAGAAAGCUGAUGUUAAAACGAAUGCUGCAAAACAUAAACCCAUCAACUCAAAAAUGCAUGACAUUUUUAAAGGGUGGUCGAUUCAGCCUUUUAAUCCAGAUGGAAAACUUAAAAUCUGGGUCUAUGGAGUAUCAGCAGGUGGAUUUCUUAUGAUUGUUUCCCUAAUAUUCACCUCAUAUCUUGUUUGCAAAAAGCCAAAACAGCAACAAAAUGCUCCUCCACAACAAAAGUGUCUGACCCUAGCCUACGAUGGAGACGUUGACAUGUAACAUGAUGGACAGAAAUCCAAAUGUAGACAUCGACUGCCUUAACUGCUUCCCCCUGGUUUUUUUGUUUUGUUUUUAUAAGAUACAAACUUCUCACUUUGGAUUUUUUUUUUUUAAGAAUCUCACAAUUGCUGGUGCACAUGGGCAAAAUACAACCUGCGAACAUAACAAUUUUGCCUUUUGGUUUAUCUGAAAAAAAUGGCAUUAAAGGACCUUCCAUAUAUUGGUGACACUUUUCCCAAGGGGACCUGUGAGAUGCAUCUUUCCUGUUCAUCAAUGGGGAUAAGGACAAACAAGUAAUUCUGCAGACUUUUACUGUUUUUUACCUUUAAAAGCAUGACAAUCCUGGGGGGGGGAGGUGACAUUGACUGUAAAGGACAAGUUCAACACUGCAUCAUUAUGCACUAUAUUAGUGCAAGCUUCUUUAUUCUUCACCUCUU
Messenger RNA from Rhineura floridana, 5419 nucleotides. RefSeq names its product thrombospondin type 1 domain containing 7B (gene THSD7B). The coding region runs from base 126 to 4982 and encodes 1618 amino acids. The transcript has 28 exons. NCBI's taxonomy places the organism in Eukaryota, Metazoa, Chordata, Lepidosauria, Squamata, Rhineuridae. Gene Ontology annotation, biological process: actin cytoskeleton organization. Gene Ontology annotation, cellular component: plasma membrane. The record is from RefSeq and is a predicted model, not a curated record.